Messenger RNA from Anneissia japonica, 801 nucleotides. Its product is annotated as CD5 antigen-like. The record is from RefSeq and is a predicted model, not a curated record. Gene Ontology annotation, cellular component: membrane. The transcript has 6 exons. The coding region runs from base 1 to 801 and encodes 266 amino acids. NCBI's taxonomy places the organism in Eukaryota, Metazoa, Echinodermata, Crinoidea, Comatulida, Comatulidae.
AUGUCAGCUGCUUCAUCCAGGUUCAUCGUCAUUGUUCUCACUGUUCAUAUUGGUACGGUAUUAGGUUCCUCGCUUCGACUAGCCGGAGGAACACGUUACAAAGGACGUCUUGAGGUCUACAUUGAAAGGCAAUGGGGUACAGUAUGCGAUGAUGGGUGGGAUAUAAUUGAUGCACGCGUGGCCUGUCGUGAACUAGGCUUUGGAGAUCCAAAGCAGACCAUAAUCCCAUCAUUUCCAGGAGGAAGUUAUUUUCAAACCAUACUUUUAGAUGAUGUUCGCUGUACUGGCUUAGAGUCUAGUCUUUUGUCAUGUUCACAUACUAAUAAAAAUUAUCAAGACUGCUCUCACGACGAGGAUGUGGCCAUAGAAUGCUAUCCAGCAGGUUCAGGUAUUACCUGCGAAGUCGGAUGGACUUUAUUUGAAGGAAGCUGUUAUAAAUACUACUUUAGCGUACUCUCUUGGCAAAGCGCCAGAAGGUCUUGUCAAAAUAAGGGAGCAGAUUUGGUUGUGGUCAAGAAUUAUGCAGAGAACAACUUCAUUUACAGUACUCUUGCCGGUCGGAGGGAUGUGUGGAUCGGCUACGCAGUUUUCACAUAUGGGGGUAACUUCAAGUGGGUUGAAUCAGGAAUUAUUUCGGACUACGAAAACUUUCGUUAUAGUGGAGGUUAUCGAUAUGGAGGCUGCGUUAAAAUAAGUUCUUAUUAUUAUGGUAGAUGGGACGACAUUACGUGCAGUACACAAAAGAGUUACGUGUGCCAAAUAAGCUACCUGAAGCAUUAUCAAGAAGAACAUAACAAAUAG